UUAAUAUAAGGCGCUGGACACAACGCUCUGAUUGCCAGUAGUAAACGAGCAUUUAACGGUUUCACUAUUAAGUGCUCAAAAAUAAGCACCAUUAGAGCUACGCUAGUGGAAUAAGCGACGACGAGAGCAAAGUAUCAACAUGGCACCAAGGGAUGCAUCAAUAAAUCACAAUACUCUGGGUACUUUAUCCGCUGAGAAUGCCGAUGGCAAUAAUUUGGGUCCAUCUAAGCAAACUGGCGUCUUGUUUGAAUGUGAUGCCGACACGGCCGAUGGAGCGCUGGCCAUUGAUGUGAAUCUACGUAAGCGCGCAGAAAAACGUAAACUAAAAUUGGUUUGGCGAAAUAUAAUUCUCUUCGGAUACCUGCAUGUUGCGGCAUUAUAUGGAGCUUGGCUACUCUUCACCUCUGCGAAAUGGCCAACAGUUUUCUUUUCGAUUUUCCUCUAUUCCAUUGGUGUCUUGGGCAUCACGGCUGGCGCACAUCGUUUGUGGGCCCAUCGCUCUUACAAAGCUAAAUGGCCAUUGCGUCUUAUCUUGAUUGCUUUCAAUACAUGCGCUUUCCAAGACGCUGCCUACCACUGGGCGCGUGAUCACCGCGUGCAUCACAAAUUCUCCGAAACAGAUGCCGAUCCACACAAUGCUACACGCGGCUUCUUCUUCUCGCAUGUUGGCUGGUUGCUAUGCAAGAAACAUCCGGAUGUGAUUGCCAAGGGCAAGAGCUUAGAUUUGACUGAUUUACACGCCGAUCGCAUUUUGAUGUUCCAGUUGAAACACUACAUGUUGUUGAUGCCAUUGGCAUGCUUUAUUCUGCCCACCGUUAUUCCCAUGUACUUUUGGGAUGAGUCCUUCAUUAACUCGUGGUUCGUUGCGACCAUGUUCCGUUGGUGCUUUUUGUUGAACGUCACCUGGUGUGUCAACAGUGCUGCGCAUAAAUUUGGCGGUCGUCCCUAUGAUAAGAACAUUAACCCAUCUGAAAAUCCCGGUGUCGCGCUGUUUGCCUUCGGCGAGGGCUGGCACAAUUACCAUCACGUUUUCCCCUGGGAUUACAAAACCGCCGAAUGGGGCAACUAUUCCAUGAAUUUAACCACGGCUUUCAUUGAUUUCUUUGCUAAAAUCGGUUGGGCAUACGACUUAAAAUCUGUAUCUUCGGAAAUCAUUGAGAAGCGUGUCGCCCGUACUGGUGAUGGCUCACACGAGCUUUGGGGCUAUGGUGACAAGGACAUAACCAAAGAAGAUGAACAAGGCAUUAUUACAAUAAAUAAGAAAUCUGAAUAAUGUGUUAGUUAAUCUACAUAAAAAAUUAUUCAACAUAACUUGUAUGAAUCUGAUAUACAUUUGUCUUACCUGAGCAUAAAACGAAUCUGUCAUUAAGUCAGGGAAAAGCAAAAAGCAAUAAAAAUUAGAAGUGUGAUUAUUGUAAAACCUUUAGUAGUCUGAACUUGCAUAGUCUUUUUACUGUCUUUUGCAAAAUUGUAAAAUGAUGGUUUAUGCAAAUAUCAUUAAACAUACUUAUCAAAGAAAAAUAUACAUUAAGUUCAUUUAUUAAAAAGUAGGAACAUUUAGCUAAAUUUCUGAUAUAUGUACAUAAGACUAUAGAAAUGCUAAUUGGGCACCCGUUCCCUUGCUACCUUGCCACUAAGCGCGAAGAAAUUAAUUUGUGUAGCUCCAAGAGAUAUUGUAUUUAUUAAUUUAUAUUCAUUUUGUACAUACUUACAUAUAAACGUUGCAUAUGAAUGCAUAUUUAGUUAUAUUAAUACAUACGUUUAAUCCUGGAAAAAAAUUUCUUAAUAUGAAUAUACUUACCUAUAUAUACAAACAAAUCAAAAAUAAAUCUCAUUUGCUAUACGUAGUCCAAAAGGGAAAUACCUUUGAUCUUUUUCGCGCUUUGCUUUAAGGACUAUUAGCGAAAUUAUAAGCAAAUGUAAGUAGUAUAUUUUUAAAUACCAGAUUAUACGACUUUA
Messenger RNA from Rhagoletis zephyria (snowberry fruit fly), 1959 nucleotides. Its product is annotated as acyl-CoA Delta(11) desaturase-like. Gene Ontology annotation, biological process: unsaturated fatty acid biosynthetic process. The record is from RefSeq and is a predicted model, not a curated record. Gene Ontology annotation, cellular component: endoplasmic reticulum membrane. Gene Ontology annotation, molecular function: iron ion binding; stearoyl-CoA 9-desaturase activity. Lineage: Eukaryota; Metazoa; Arthropoda; Insecta; Diptera; Tephritidae.